Molecule: messenger RNA, 1077 nt
Organism: Ambispora gerdemannii
Lineage: Eukaryota; Fungi; Glomeromycota; Glomeromycetes; Archaeosporales; Ambisporaceae
Source: the annotation of a GenBank genome assembly
AUGGCAAAAAAUAAUCCCUUUAGUAAAAUCAUUUUUCAGCGUAUUGAAGAAUUAGGCAUAUUAGAUUUGAAUAUUGAAGAUUCUAUGAUAAAGCAAACAGAAGAUUUUUUUAUUGCUAAUAUGAAAGAGGAGAAACCACCAGAAACCUUGAUAAUUUUCCAUAUCUAUCUAUUUAAAAAAAUCAAACAAAAUGGUUUCAAAAUCGAUAGCUUAGAUUUAUCAAAGUUUAUCGCCGAAAAGUGGGAAUUAUUACCUCAAGAGCGAAAGGAAACUUUUGAGAAUAUUAAGCAAAACCUUCAACGUAGUCUACAUAAAAAUCCCGUCGGAGCAACAUCUCAAAAGUCAAAUCAAUCAUUUGUGGAGAGACCCAAACACUCCACUUCUUUGAUUAUCUAUGACGAUCCUAUGGAGGGUGUUGAGGCAACGAAACGAACGUGCUUUGAAAUAUUUUUACCAUUGAUAAAGGAUUUUCUAAAAUAUGCGGAUAAAGUUUUAAAAUGUUACGAAAAUGCCGAAUAUAAUAGAAGAGUUUGCGGUGUAUUACUUGAACGUGUAUAUAGUGUUGCAGAUGGAGUGAAAGUUUUACAUCUAAACAGUAAUUACAGUUGGUUUUUUGAAAAUAGUGGGAAUUAUCCGAUUUUUCAAGGAUUCGUUAAAAUGAUUGAAAAAAUACAAAAUUUUGUCAUGGAUAUUUCGCAGUUGCAAGGCGUUGGUAAAUACUUUAAUGAAUAUCGAGGCCCUGAAUUUUCGAUGGAAAGAAUAUUUUAUAGUCUUAUUGGAGAGUUCGAAAAGACUACAGAAGCACUUACCCAUGCGUUAAAGGGUCAUCUCCAUUUUGGAAGACCGAAAGCAGGUCAAAACAUCGAAGAUGAAGCAGCUAUAAAUAUGGAUAUUCGUGAUAUGGAAAAGUAUAUAAGAAUUAUUGCUGGUGGUAUCGCAGACGGACAAAAUAUUUUAGAAGGAGUAGGAACUAUCGCUACUCUGAACAAAACUUUUCAGAGAAAAGAACAUAUUGUUCUUUUUGAUGAAGUACUCAAUGAGGCAGUUCUUCAGAUCCAAAACUUUCAAUAUACCGGC